AUGAAGAAUACAGUUCGAAUGUAUUGUUACUUUGUAUUUAUGUUUUUAAUUUCAAAAUGUAAUGGAAAUCCAAAUUUACCAAUGAAUACAAUUCAAAUUCCUUCAACUCGAAUGAAUAAUAAUUUUAUUCGAUCUGAGAGAUAUUACAUCAAACAGCAGGUCCCAAGGGUCUUUCCAAUUCAAGGUCCAUCCCAAACUUUUGUUAAGGUAUCUGGUCUAACAAUGCCUUUCCAUCAUACAGAACCAUUAUUAUAUAAAAUUAAAUAUGAAGGAAGAUGUCUUUCGUCUUAUUUUAACUCAACUUGGCUACAUUUACGUUUUAUGAUUAAUGACAAUUUGCUUUAUUUAGAUAAAUUUCUACCAAAUACAGCUAAUCGGUAUCAAUAUAAUACUGGAUAUAGUGAAAAUGAUAGUCUUGAUUAUAUUGGUGGUUUGUAUUGGUUCGUUAAUACACCAACAGUGACACAAUGUUCAUUUAGUGAUAUUAUCUAUUUAAAUCCUGGUUUACAUGUCAUUGAUGUAGCUGUUCGAGGUGGACAUGCUCGUGGUGCUUUUCCAACCUAUGUUGUUGGUGGAGCUUUGACAAUUGAAUUAGUUGAAUAUGAUUUGUACGCAGAUAUUGGUAUGAAACCGAUCGAUGCUAAACCGAUCGAUGCUAAUUUAAUACCAAAUUCUAUCGGAUAA
Messenger RNA from Adineta steineri, 684 nucleotides. The record is from the annotation of a GenBank genome assembly. NCBI's taxonomy places the organism in Eukaryota, Metazoa, Rotifera, Eurotatoria, Adinetida, Adinetidae.